AUGAAGCCCAUCCACCAAAGCCUGAAUCUGUAUAUAGAUGGCGACGAAGCCUACACGUUCAUUCCAACCGGGUCAGCGGGUGCCCAUUCGCUGACAAUUCAACGAGCCACGGGCGAGAUUUAUCUGGACCAACCCAAUACCACUAUACCCUCCUCUGCUCAAAGGUACCAUAAAACAAUAUACGGAAUCAUCGGCAUAAUAUCAUUAUCGCUAUCGGACUAUGUCGUUGUUGCAACUGGCCGUGAGCUGCGCGGCCACCUCAUGGGCCACGAAGUAUACCGCGCGACGGACUUCGAUGUUCUACCUCUGAAUCCCAACAUUUCCGUCAUCAACCCGCCUCAUCCCGUCGAAAGUCACUUGAUAGCCCUUGUGCGCUCGCAUUGGCACGGCGGACAUUUCCUCUUCAGCUACGAAUGGGAUAUCACGCGGAGGCUGCAAGCGCAAUGGUUUGCUCAAGAGGAAGAUGCAACAAAGGCAAUUUGGGAAACUGCCGACAACCGUUUCUUCUGGAAUCGGUACAUGCAAACACGACUUAUUGAUGCGUCAACGGCGAAACAAGAUCUGAGCCCUUUCAUCCUGCCUGUCAUGUAUGGCACAUUCGACAUUCGCUCCGUCUUCCUCAACGGGCGUCACUUCCAAAUUUGCCUUAUCUCAAGACGCUCGAGAUUCCGCGCAGGGACGCGCUACUUCCGCCGUGGAAUUGACCAGGACGGCCAUGUCGCCAACUUCAACGAGACUGAGCAGCUUCUUCUCGUUGAAGGUCCGCCCUCGGCAACGCGCACUCCUGACGAAUACGCGUAUAAAAUGAGCUUCGUGCAGAUUCGUGGAAGUAUUCCGAUGUACUGGGCCGAGGUCAACACCCUGAGGUAUAAACCAGACCUGCAGAUCAUGGACCUUCAUGAUACUCUUGAUGUUAUGCGGCUGCACCUCCAGGAGCAAGUCGCGUUAUAUGGGGAACAGGCGCUGGUUAACCUCAUCAACCAGAAAGGUCACGAAAAGCCCGUCAAGGAAGCCUACGAGCGCUACCUUUCAGAGUUGAAUCUCCCGAAGGUGAAGUAUGAGUACUUCGACUUCCACACGGAGUGCAAGCACAUGCGUUGGGAUCGCAUAAGUGUAUUGAUUGAAAGGUUGCAAGAGGACCUCGAUCGACAAGGGUAUUUCUAUUUGGCAGAUUCGAAACCUAUCAAAGUCCAAGAAGGCAUCGUCCGCACGAACUGCAUGGACAAUCUGGAUCGCACCAAUGUAGUCCAGGCCACUUUAGCCAAGCGGGUCCUGGCCCAGCAGCUUCGCACUUUAGGGAUAAUCCAGGAGUCCGAGGGCGUCGAUGACUACGAGACACUGAGCAAAGAAUUUAGAGAAAUGUGGGCCGAUCACGCAGACUUGAUUUCCAAAGCGUAUGGCGGAUCGGGAGCUUUGAAGUCUGAUUUCACCCGAACCAACAAACGUACAAAGAAGGGUUUGCUGGAAGACGGUGUCAAGUCGGUUCUCCGAUACCUGAAGAACAACAUGUUCGAUGGGCCGCGACAAGACGGCUUUGACCUAGUCACGGGUGCAUGGAUACCACGGAAGAACCCCUCCCUCGCAUUGCACCUCAUCACGGAUUCCAGGCCGCUGGUAACGCGAUCGAUGCCCGUGGUAGCCUACUUUGCGUUGUUCAUGAUCUGUGCUGGCCUGACACUGCCUAGAACCUCAGACUACAAUCUAGCCUACUACUUCAUCAUCUGGAUCUCCGUUCUAUCUGCCGCGCUCAUCUUCAUUGUCCUUUACGGCAUCGACUACGUUUCGUGGCCCCGCCUGCUUCCGCCCACCGAUGUCAUCUGGUACAAUGGCCCAGGCUAUCGAUCUGCCGACAACGGCAAGGGCAUCAAAGGGUGGCCCAUCCGCGUCAAGAAUGGCGACAAGAUUCCUACGAGGGGAAGGGGCGGCUUGAAUGGAGGCGAAGAGAUUGAGAUGGGAACGAUGAGGAAGCGCGUAGACUGA
Pleurotus ostreatus (oyster mushroom) is the source of this 1980-nucleotide messenger RNA. RefSeq lists its product as uncharacterized. Gene Ontology annotation, cellular component: endoplasmic reticulum. The record is from RefSeq and is a predicted model, not a curated record. Lineage: Eukaryota; Fungi; Basidiomycota; Agaricomycetes; Agaricales; Pleurotaceae. Gene Ontology annotation, biological process: phosphatidylinositol dephosphorylation. Bases 1 to 1980 code for a protein of 659 amino acids. Gene Ontology annotation, molecular function: phosphatidylinositol-4-phosphate phosphatase activity. The transcript has 14 exons.